CUUCAGUCUAGUCGCUCUAUAGUCCUGCUUCGGUUGAGUCUCACCAGAGUCGGCGGAGAGGAGCAGCAUUCAGCAGCUCGUACUGCAGACCUGCACGAUGAGAGACAACAGCUGUAAAGAACGCGUAGACAAAAUCCUGCGAGAGGCUCCGACCGCCAGGAAAGCUCUUCUAGACAACCACAGCAAUCUGCACAAGGUGGCCGAUUACUGUCAGAACAAAUACCUCAACGUGGAGGACACGAGAAGCGUCAUUGAAGAGUCCAAAGCUCUCACCACGCAGGCCCUGGCCAGUGUCACAUAUCAGAUAAACAAUCUGGCCACGUCUGUGCUGAAAAUCUUAGAUGCUCAGACGGUUCAGCUCAAACAGAUGGAGUCCUCCGUCAACUUAUUGACUCUGACGGUCGGCAUGUACAAGGAGAAAAUAGCUCGGAAAGAGAUCGGAGUGUUGACCAACGAGUCAAAAGUCCCCCGGACUCAGAAGGUGGUCUCUCCGGCGAGCGGUCUGGAGCCCAUGCGUUCUUACAGACGGGUUCCUAUAUCCUACACCCGCUUGGACAAACUGGGCCACGGCCACUGGCAAGGCAGCAAAACUGACGAGGCAAACACAGACAAUGAGGACUCUAUGUCUGUUCAGCUCGGAGCACAGGACACCAGCACCUUCAACUGGUCUUUCUUGGGUAUCGCCGUUCCUCCUCCGUCAGUGCCAGACUCGGUGGCUCCACCCGAUCUCUCUCCGGCUUCACCGCCUCCGACGCUCGUGUCUGACCGCUCCCCGUCUCUGCCUGCCCAUCUAGACCUGUCCAUGCUGCCUCCUCCACCUCUCCCAGACGAUGAGCUGGAUGACGCUCCGCCCCCACCUCCUCCUCCUUCUCCUCCUCCACCUGGUUCUGUGUAUGGAGGUUCUGUGGUUCCCCCUCCACCACCUCCACUUGGCCAAAAUACCUCAUUAACUUCAGCAAACCCUCCACCUCCUCCUCCUCCUCCUCCUCCAGGGAACAUGGCUAUUCCUCCUCCUCCUCCUCCACCUCCUCCAGGCAAUGUCCCUGUCCCACCUCCUCCACCUCCCGUCCAGGGUAAGACGGCUCUUCCUCCUCCUCCUCCUCCUCCUGGCUCUUACAGUGGAUCUUCACUACCUCCACCUCCACCUCCACAAAACACCUCCACUGUGCCACCACCACCGCCUCCUCCUCCUAAUACCGGAGGAAAGUUUAUUCCCCCACCUCCUCCACCUCUCCCAUUUUGAUAGCUUUUUUCCAAUGUAUUUUUAUGGAAAAGACUAUACGAUAUUUAAUACGACAUACAGCUGUCAAACGAGCAUCCAAAAUAAAUUUUUGUUUACAUUUAUAUAUGCAUGUGUAGUGUGUAUAUUUAUUAUGCAUGUAUAAAUACACACACAUACAGUAUAUAUAUAUUUAGUAAAUAUUUG
Molecule: messenger RNA, 1426 nt
Organism: Puntigrus tetrazona (Sumatra barb)
Lineage: Eukaryota; Metazoa; Chordata; Actinopteri; Cypriniformes; Cyprinidae
Gene: abi3b
Product: ABI family, member 3b
Exons: 5
Coding region: 98-1243 (381 amino acids)
Cellular component (GO): lamellipodium
Molecular function (GO): SH3 domain binding
Source: RefSeq, a predicted model, not a curated record